UUUGCAACUUUCGAUAUAGUUACGAUUUGCGUGGGACCGCCCCAUUCACCUAAGAAGCGGGCCUAUUGGCCGCCCCACCCGCUGGUAAAUUGCGAGUGGGGCGCGCGUCCUAGCUGAACUGUGCGGUGAUGUUCGUCGGUUGUGACUGCAACAUUAAGCACUAUGGCCCUCACGACUGCUGAGACAUGCUUUGGUGCACGAAAUAUCUUACGGCCGACGGCCAGGCUGCAGUUCAACAGUCCCACCGAGCCCAACGACGACGUGCUUUUCUUCCGGAGCAAUUUCCAUAAUUACGGCAAUAAUGAAUGGGCUGUCAGUCAGCAUUACUGCCUGUCCAGUCCUUAUGGGGGCGACGUUGCCGCUGCUAUCAUCGAUGCCAGCGGGGUUCGCCACGCCGUCCUCCGCGCCGCGCUAAACUAUGGUGGCUCGACAUACAUGAGCAGUGCUCUAGCGCGACACCUGGGGCUGCAGACGGUGGCGCUGGUUGGCAACGGGGCACAGAGCCUGCUGGGCGGCGGAGGCGGGCCGACGUCCAUGCUGACGGACCGCAUCCAGCUCCAGCUUCUAGACAGCAGCGGCAGGGCUGUGGCCUCCUACGAUGUUCCAGUAAUGUUUGUGCUGGAGCACACAGCCCUGGAGAUGCAGGUCGGCAUGGACGUGUGCCAGAUCUCCGUCACCGGCGGCACCGGCCACACCAUUAUCCCGCCCGGCGGCGGGGCUGCCGUGCCGCUGCCACGCCUGUUGCCGCGCCGCUGGCAGCCCGGCGAGAACCGCGCGGCAGGGCUGGUUGGCGGGACCAUUCGUGUGUCCGAGGAGGCGAGGCAGCUGGGGCUGGCGUACCGGGCGGCACUGGCGGCGGGGCAGCCCGUGCCGCAACCACCGCCGCAGCCGCAGCCGCCGCAGGCGCGGGAGGCGUCGGCGGAGGAGUGCUUCGGCGGCGGGGGCAACAUCGUACGGCCGCCGACGCAGCUGCGGUUCGACAGUCCCCUGGAGCCGGGCGAUGAGGUUCUGUUCUUUCGGCAAGGUUUCACGGGCGACCUCGGCCUCGAAGACAGCGAGCUGGUGAAGUACAACUACUGCGGGCCCGGCGCGUAUGGCGGCGACGUGGCCGCCGCGGUCGUCGAUGCCCGCGGCGGGCGGCAUGCCGUGAUCCGCGCGGCGCUGAACCCCUCCGGAGGCGCAACCUACAUGAGCGUCGCGUUGGCGGAGCACCUGGGGCUGCGGACGGUGGCGCUGGGGGGCUCGGGGACCGUGUCGGCGGUGGGCGGCGGCGGGCGGGUUUCCAUGCUGGUGGAUCCGGUUCAGAUCCAGCUACUGGACACCAAUGGCGGGGCCGUGGCAUCGUACGACCUGCCCAUCAUGUUCGUACUGGAGCACGUGGCCCACCAGCUGCACCUGGGUCCCGACGCGUGUCGGCAGCACGCCGUCACGCACACGUCGGCCGCAGGCCACUGCAUCGCCGCCGCCGCACCCGCCGGCGGCGGCAGCAGCAGCGCAGCUGCUGCCGCUGGUGCUGGUGCUGCUGCUGACGUGGCGCUGCCGCGCCUGGUGCCGCGCCGCUGGCAGCCCGGCGAGAGCCGGGAAGAGGUGCACGCCGUGACCAUCGACGUGGCCGCUGACACGCGUGCGGAGGCGGUGGCGCGGGCACGGGCUCGUGAGGAAGCCAGGAGGCCGGCGCCGGCGGAGGAGUGCUUUGGCGCUGACGUCCUCGUGCGUCCCGCCGCCCGGCUGCAGUUCGUGAACCCCUCGGAGCAGGGCGAUGAGGUGCUUUUCUUCCGGGGCCACAGCUGGGCUUACAACGAGCUGCACGACAGUGAGCGGGUCAAGUACAACUACGACCUGGCAGGCGCGAUGGGCGGCGGCGUGGCGGCGGCGAUUGUGGCGGGCGACGGCGGCACGCGGCACGCCGUGAUCCGCGCGAUGGUAGACCCUGGCGGUUCCACCUACAUGAGUGCUGAGCUGGCGGAGCGCCUGAGGCUGCGGACGGUGGCGCUGGGGGGCUCGGGGACCGUGUCGGCGGUGGGCGGCGGCGGGCGGGCUUGGAUGCUGGUGGAUCCAAUUCAGAUCCAGCUGCUGGACACCAAUGGCAGGGCCUUCGCCAGCUAUCCGGCGCCGCUGGUGUUCGUGUUCGAGCGCGCACCCUUUGAGCUGCACAUCGGCCCCGACGUGUGCCCGGUGAGCCAGGUCAACGGGUACGCCACCAUCGUCGCCCUGCCCGACGGCACCAGCUCCGUGAUGACGCCGCGGCUGUUGCCGCGCCGCUGGCAGCCCGGCGAGGGGCGUGUGGAGGUCUACACGUGCUCCCUGUGGCCGGCGGACGAUACGUUCGAGGAGGCGGUGGCGCGGGUGGUGGCGCGCGCGGGCGUGCGGGCGCGGCUGGCGGCGGCGGCGGAGGGGCAGGACCCUGUCGCGGCCUCGGCACGCGCCGAGAGCACAGUGCAGCGGACGUAUGCCGAGGGCGCUCCUGGCCGCGUGUGGCGCCCGGGUGGGCGGCAGCGGCCGCCGCAGGCGCCGCCGGCGCCGCAGCAAGGCUCUGCGGCGUGGGUGGAGGACUGGCUCCCACCACAGUACAGGAGUGGAGGCAGCGGGGGCGGCAGGGGCUCGCGGCGGCGGCGCGGCCGCGGGCACAGCCGCCGGCGGGGUGGGCGUGGCGGAGCUCGUGGCGGGGGCGAGGGCAGCAGCGAGGAGGUUGACGAGGAGGGGGCGGACGUGGUAUCGGGUGGGGUGGCCACAGACCCCUUCGCCGGGUUGCCACCGCUGCCGCCGGCGCUGCGCUCUGCGCGCUGGGCGGAGGUGGCGGCGACGCACCUGCCUGCAGGCGACACCGAGUGUGUGGUGUGCGCCUGGUCGCUGACGGGGGCGGCGGAGGCGGGGGCGGCUAGAGCAGCAGCAGCAGGUGGGGGUGGCGGUGCGGGGGAGGCGGGGCUGGGGCCGGGGGAUGUGGUGGUGCAGCUGGGCUGCCGGCACACGUUCCACGAGCUGUGUGUGAGGCAGAUGAUGAUGCAGCGCCAGAGCCGGAGCUGCCCGCUGUGCCGCAUGGCCAUGUGCUGAGGAUGGGCUGGCCAUGUGCUGCUUAGGGUUUGGUGAUGGGCUGUGGACAUGGUCGGCAGGCGGCAAUUGUGCUUGCAGUUAAGGGCGCGGCAGACGCCGCCGUGCCGGUAGCCUUGGGAGCUAGCGAGGUGGCAAGCAGACAAUGAGGGUACCGUACAGGGAAAGCAACAUCGACUGAUGGUAGCUCCUAUCGGUUAUGGCUCCUAUCGGUGAUGGCUCCCGUCGGGUCUUUGGCGCUGAUGCGUGUGAAUGGGGGGGUAUCUUGUCGUCAGGGGUCGUAUCUUGUUUCAUGGGGAAUGUCCAGCUCAGACAAUAACGGCCGGCUGGCCGCCGUCUUAUAUCUGGGCACAUGGCGGUUGGUGGAAUGUCCUGAAAAAUGACCGAUGAAUGUCUGGAGCCCUGUGAUGGGACAGAGUGUGCAGUGUACGGUACCGGUAGUCCCAGACCCCGACAUUCAAUUUGCAACGUCAAGGCAAGAUUGCGCGGCGCGGGGUAUCACCAUCGCGUGAGUUACUGUACCGAGGGCAUCGCUGACUUGCGGGCAGGCUGGUAGUUUUGCUGAUGCGCAUUGUUUCCUUGGCGCUAGUGCGUGGCACUCACUGCAUUGCGUUUGUCGCACACUUUGCGAUGCGGCCAUAGGCCCAUAGCACGCUGGCCGGCCGUCGUGAGCGUGUGUACCGUACCCGCGUACCGUACUUUAUUACUACCGUAAGCGACGUGGGUGAAGUCCCGCAGGGUGCAGCCAUAGCCCAUAGGCCCAUAGCCCGGUGGCCGGCCGUGGGCCCUCACCCGUCUGUUCCCCUUUGCGCCUUCCCACCUCUGCAACUCGGGCC
Chlamydomonas reinhardtii is the source of this 3884-nucleotide messenger RNA. RefSeq lists its product as uncharacterized. The record is from RefSeq and is a predicted model, not a curated record. NCBI's taxonomy places the organism in Eukaryota, Viridiplantae, Chlorophyta, Chlorophyceae, Chlamydomonadales, Chlamydomonadaceae. The coding region runs from base 436 to 3051 and encodes 871 amino acids. The transcript has 4 exons.